AUGGAAAGGGAGCAACGCAGAGAAAAAAAUAGUGAAGCCAAACGAUUCAAAAAACUAAUACAAGAAGAUGAGAAAACGGAAGAAACGAAAGGGCAAGGACAGAAGAAAAACGACAGUAAGGAAAAUAAUAGCAAUAGAAAAAUAGCAGUAAAGACUCUCUUAAGAACCGAAAAGAUGGAAGAAUUAGCAAAGGAAAUAGAAAAAUAUAACAUAGAUAUCACGACAAUACAAGAAACGAGAUGGGAAAAAGAGGGAGAAAUAAAAAAAGAAAAAUACAUAUUCCCAUUUACCGGAGAAGCAAAAAGGGGAAAUGGAGUGGGAUUCUGUGUAAGGAAGGAAAUUAGAAAUUGCAUUGUAGAUUUUGAACCAGUAAAUGGAAGAAUACCAACUCUGAGGCUGGAAUUGAAGAACAAAUAUGUUACAGUUAUCAAUAUAUAUGCACCAGCAGAGGUGGCACAAGAGAAGGAAAAAGAUGACUUCUAUGAAGAGCUAAGUCAAGUAGGAAAGAAAAUACCAAAGAAAAUUACCUACGAAAUGUGA
Molecule: messenger RNA, 540 nt
Organism: Diorhabda carinulata
Lineage: Eukaryota; Metazoa; Arthropoda; Insecta; Coleoptera; Chrysomelidae
Product: craniofacial development protein 2-like
Exons: 2
Coding region: 1-540 (179 amino acids)
Molecular function (GO): catalytic activity
Source: RefSeq, a predicted model, not a curated record